Messenger RNA from Drosophila rhopaloa, 860 nucleotides. RefSeq lists its product as uncharacterized. The transcript has 3 exons. NCBI's taxonomy places the organism in Eukaryota, Metazoa, Arthropoda, Insecta, Diptera, Drosophilidae. The record is from RefSeq and is a predicted model, not a curated record. Bases 201 to 743 code for a protein of 180 amino acids.
CACGUUUCACAACACUGCCAAGCGCCGUUACUCAAAGUAGGCUUUGUUAAACAUUUUUGCCGGUCAAGUUAACAUAAAAUGCUCGAAUUUAAAAUACAAUCACUCAUUUUCUAAAGAAGUUGGCCUAUAAAUAUUUGUCCCGACAUUGAAGAAUUGGACUCUUACAUUUAGAACAAAGCAAUAUUAUAAAUAAAACGACGAUGACAUCUUACCGUAAUCUCGUAAACAAAGGCACUGAUCCGGAUUCCAUUGCCGCUCGGCUUCGGGAGCGCUACGGAAAUCUCACGGCUCCAUCGGUAAAGCAAGUAACCAUUAUCAGAAAGUCGAUAUCGAAAUCAUUCCAUUCCUUGCCGCUUACCGAUCUGGAGGCCGAGCAACAGGAGUACCUUGAGUUCGAGAAGGAUUUGAACAACAUCCGUGACCUUAAUGAGAAGAUCAAUGUUCAGAUCCAGUCGGAGGGCCAGCCAAAGCUGAAGUAUGAUCUGCCCGAGGGCUACAAGAGCAGCAGGCUCUGCAUCUGCAUGCGUCCGCACACAGCUUACGAGUGCGAUCGUUGCCAUCAGUACAUACACGGUCGUAUCGCUGAGGUUUGCGAGAAACAUCCCGCAGAAUUUUUUCUGAUGGACCUCCGAUCCUGUCCUUAUUGUAAAGCCCCGGUCGAUAUGAUUAAGAAGGCGCCAAUCAGCUGGGAGGAUAUUCGAAAAAUUGAAGACGCUGACCUUCCCUUUGAUGAGGAUCUCUAAAAAUUAGAGUUUGAGACUCAAUUGCUUGUUACAUGUUACAUUAUUUAAUGUAAAACUAACUAUAUAAUAUAAUAUAAUACUCCCAGUUAUAAAUUCCUUAUGGGAGUUGAUUUAGUA